Malassezia restricta is the source of this 1785-nucleotide messenger RNA. RefSeq names its product AHNAK nucleoprotein. The transcript is spliced from 2 exons. The record is from RefSeq and is a predicted model, not a curated record. Lineage: Eukaryota; Fungi; Basidiomycota; Malasseziomycetes; Malasseziales; Malasseziaceae. Bases 1 to 1785 code for a protein of 594 amino acids.
AUGCUAGACAUGUCUGGCCCUAAUGAUGCGCGCACGCCGGUCUCAUCCGCGCCUGCACCGAAUGUAUUCCCUGGAGAAGCACAUGAUAUCUCUGCUACAGUGCCUCACCUAAUCACUGCAAAUUUGAUUGAAAAGAGUCCAAAGGAGGCCGCUAGCGCUUUAGUGACGCUGUUGUCCGACAAUUCACAUCCCACCUUUGUGUUGCGUCCAACAUCGCCACAUGAUCGGCUGAGUGUCAUCCAGCGUAUGAUACAGUUUGGAACGCCGGCGUACCUUGCAUCCUUCACAAACCUUGUCCAUGGCCGAGAGAUUCUGGCUACAUGGCUCUUGGAAGCUACGCCACCGCGUAGGGCCGAUGUACAGGACACGAGCGAAAUGUACACCAAUGUCGUUGAACCUCUUCUCGAACUUCUUCUGCGUCUCCCUAUUGAAUUGGACCAUUUGAAAGACCAUGUAGGCCUAGGCAAGCUGAUUACAGGCGCACAGAAGCGAUUGCGCAACGAGCAUGCACGCAAAUUAGCUGAUGCUGUGAAAGACAAAUGGAGUGCACUGGUCCCCAUCAGCUCUGCACCGCGUGCACAGACGCCGCCAGCUCCUGCUUCAAAUGCAAAGCGGCCGGCAACCUCAAAUGACGCAUCGGAUGCAGCGGCCAAACGUGCCCGAAGCACUACACCUGUCCCCGCACAUACCAGUGUGCGUCCCACGUCGAGUUUGCUUGGCUCCAGCAUGGCACGAACGCGAACACAGACGGAACGUCGUGGAUCACCCCAGUUGACGGAGACAAGCACACGGAAUACCCCAACUCGCUUAUCGGGUGCUCAGUCCAAUGCCAACAAAGAUCUAGCCAGCUUUAUGACGCUCAUUGAUCAGCAUCAGCCCAGUCCCCCUCUGACAGACGCCGAUCCCGCACGUUCUGCACAGCCAGGAGAAACUACCACCUCUGACGUCAAGAAAAAGCGUAAAAAGUCCGUGCAUUGGAAGGAUCACGACGGCCAAACCCUUGUGGCCGUCAAACUCAUCGAACCUGCUAUUUACGAUGAAGACGAGCACGGCAGUGUCGCCAGUAUUGGACAACUGGACAUGGAAGAAGGCGGUGCUUUCCGGCUGGCUCACGCGGAUAUGGAAGAAUAUAUCGAUUAUUACCCGCCCUACAAGCUUGACCUCUUUCCGGCCUUUACUCAGGCUUCGAGGCUUCCUGAGCCUGCAGCUUACAGCGAAGUCAAAUUUGCUCAAGAAGAGUACGAGCAAACGGUCCCAGAAACAAUAUAUUCUGAUGCUAGCACCAUUCCCGACAGCCCGGCAGAACCUACGCCCGAUGACUAUCUGAGUGCCUUCGCCUCAACCUUGAAUGAACCUCGCGACAUUCCCACAGGCUCCGCGAUUCGACCGUUUGUAUUUGACAAUGUGGCCUCAACAUCAAAAAGCAGUUCCAUUCCAGGGCUACCCUCGAACUUGGCAGAUCUUUUGCGGCAACUUAACAGCGCAAGUGCCAGUACUGCAACGCCUGCAUCAACGCCUGCAUCAACAACUACUCCUGCACUGCCAGCCGUGCCUUCUUUACCACCGCCUGUAUGGGGCCCCCCGUCCGCGCCUCCAGUACCGAACUGGCCUUUUCCAUUUCCGCCGCCUGAAGCCAUGACUGCCGCUAUGCCACUAGCGGCCAACGUUACAAGUGCCCCGCCACGCAUGUCUGGUCCUUCAGAAUCAGGCAACAAGGCAUCACAUCCGCCACGCUCACGCGGCGGUCGUGGACGUAGAAGUGGCAAGCACGGGCGAUCCUCCUGA